CAGGCAUUUGUAGAUAACUGCUUUGUCAUUUGAGGAUUCGAGGACACCUAGCAUGCCCUCAACCUGCUCCAGCGACCAAAACAUUUUGCACAACAACAGUGUGCCUGGCAACACUAUUUACUAAUGCUAUCCUCUUCGCACAAUGCAUAACUUUAUGAACAACACACUGUCAUCCACGCGGUGAAACUUAAAAACAAAACAAAGUUCAUACAAGUUUUGUUUUUAAGAAUUGAGAUGACUGACAAUUCCGAAGAGUCACAGCUGGUAUAUAUUUGUGAGCAGCUGCAACUGUGCAUGUUGCCAGCUCUCAAGGAGGAUCUGGAUGAGGUGCAGUUAUUGCCGGAACACUUCCAAAACUAUAAUAGUGUGCUCAGGCAAGAAUUGCCCAAGCUGUAUGACGUACUCCAGCAGAUUGAAAAUAUUAUUCUACAAGAUGCCGCACAACUGAAGCUCCGGACACAGCUCGUCUUAUUGCUUUGUGAGCUGACAGCAACACCGACUGUUUAUAAACUUAGUGCUGAUGCCGAAGCCGAAUUAGACAAUGCCAAUAGACUGCUUCAGAAGGUUAGCGUCGGUUGCCAUUCUGCUGAAGCAACACACAUAUUUUCCUAUUAUGAGCAACAUCUACAGGGAAAUUGCUGGAAGCGGCAACUUGGCGCAACGCAUGGUUAUGUCAGAUAUCUGGAGUAUUGUUGCACUGGAGAUGCUAGAUUCCCUGCAAAGUUGAUAACCUUUAGCCUUGCUGUAGGUUUAAAUUUUCGUGAGUGCUAUCAGCUGGAAUAUAAACAGCUUGGAGUGCGAAUUUUUCAAAUAUUGCUUCAACAUGGCACAGUUGGUGAUAUUCAAAAGCUGAAUAUACACAGCGUUAUUUUUGAACACGUUUUUAAAGACACUCAUUGUAUGGAUUCUCUGGAAGCUACGAUUGCCACUUGGAGCUGCCUUUUCUUGUGCUUAGAUCACUUUACAGAACUAAACAGCUUUACAUGGAAUCAAUCGGAUGAUAUGCUUGAACGUCUUAUACAAAAUGUGAAUCUAGCGCCCAAUGCGGAAACAUCCAUUCAUCUUAUUGGCUUCAUAACAAAACUCUGCUACCAUUUUACUUUAAAUCUAAACGAAAUUCAAGUUGCAUUCGCCAGUGAACAUAAUGAACCCAAUAAUAUUUCAGACCAUUUAGAAAUUUGUGCAUCGCUUACUGCUUGCACCAGUUAUCGCUGGGCAAAGGAUAUACUACAAAUGUUUCUUCUUCAGUCAGAUAAACUGUUUCAAAGCGCGAAAGUCUGUACUCGUAUGUUAACAGAAAUGCAGCGCUGUUACCUGGUUUGUAUAUUACCUGUUCCCUUGGAAGCAUUGCAUAUUCAUUUGCCUGAAUUUUAUACAAAAUUUGUGGCUAUACUGCUUGAAUCUCAUGUAGUGCAUGAAAAGGCACCUGAUAUUAUAAAGUUGACUGAAACUUUUAUUGAAAUAUUUCAAUAUCAGCUAAAAAACUAUUCGCAACAACAACAACCGCUCGGAAACGUAAAUGAGUUUGCGAGGGCAUUUAAGAGCCUGCAGAAAAUUGUUGCUAAAUAAAGAUUUAAAUUUUUACGUUAAA
Messenger RNA from Drosophila busckii, 1591 nucleotides. RefSeq lists its product as uncharacterized. Bases 235 to 1569 code for a protein of 444 amino acids. The record is from RefSeq and is a predicted model, not a curated record. The transcript has 7 exons. Lineage: Eukaryota; Metazoa; Arthropoda; Insecta; Diptera; Drosophilidae.